CAACUCUGAAUAUGUUCCAAGCAGUAGGAGGGUGAGAGAGGGAAGCACAAGUUCACAACACGGUGGCAGUAGCUUGCCAAAGAAAAUGGCGGCGAUAUCUCGACUACAACUCCUCCACCACUCAUCUCCGGCUCUCAAACCUUUCUUGCUCUUCCCCAAAUGCCCUCCCUCACCCUCCUACUGCUUCAACCCCAAUCUCCGUCGCAAAUUCUCCUCCACGCCUCUCUGCUCCACCUCUGAUUCAACCCACGAGAGUUCAUCUUCAACGGUUGGAUCGGGAGAGUCUAUAGUGGGGGAUCUUCUGGACUAUCUCAACGAGUCCUGGACUCAGUUUCAUGCGGCGGCUGAAGCUAAACGACAACUAAUUGAUGCUGGUUUUCAUUUGUUAAAUGAGACUGACGAAUGGGACCUAAAGCCUGGUGGACGAUACUUCUUCACACGAAAUAUGUCUUGUUUAGUAGCUUUUGCAAUUGGGGAAAAGUAUGCUGUUGGUAAUGGUUUUCAUGUGAUUGCUGCUCACACAGACAGCCCUUGUCUAAAACUAAAACCAAAAUCUGCAUCGUCCAAGACUGGUCAUCUGAUGGUCAAUGUGCAGACCUAUGGUGGUGGUUUAUGGCAUACUUGGUUUGACAGAGACUUAAGUGUUGCUGGAAGGGUGAUAGUGAGAGGUAGUGACGGAUCUUUUGUGCACAAGCUUGUCAAAGUAAAAAGGCCCCUGUUACGAAUACCAACACUGGCCAUUCAUCUUGACCGCACAGUGAAUAAGGAUGGAUUCAAACCGAAUCUAGAGACUCAUCUGAUUCCCUUACUUUCAACAAAACUAGAAGAAACUUCUCUGGAGUCAAAAGAGAAAAGUACAGCAUCUUCUUCAAAAGCUGCUCAUCAUCCGCUGCUUAUACAGGCUUUAUCAGAUGAGCUGAACUGUGGCAUUGAUGACAUAGUGAGCAUCGAGUUAAAUGUUUGCGAUACCCAGCCUAGCUGCCUUGGAGGUGGGAAGGAUGAAUUUAUUUUUUCUGGAAGAUUGGACAACCUUGCUUCCAGUUAUUGUGCAUUACGGGCACUUAUUGAUUCAUGUAAAUCAUCUAGCGAUUUAUCAAGUGAACAUGCAAUUCGGAUGGUUGCUUUAUUUGAUAAUGAAGAGGUGGGUUCAGAUUCAGUUCAGGGAGCUGGUGCACCAACCAUGUUUCAGGCUAUGAGGCGCAUAGUUAGUUGCUUAGUUAAUGAGUAUGUUGGUGAAGGUGCUUUUGAGCGUGCAAUUCGCCACUCAUUUCUUGUGUCAGCAGAUAUGGCUCAUGGAGUUCAUCCAAAUUUCAUCGAUAAGCAUGAAGAACACCAUCGCCCAGAAAUGCAAAAGGGACUUGUUAUCAAGCACAAUGCAAACCAGCGCUAUGCUACUAGUGGUGUCACGGCUUUCCUAUUCAAAGAAGUUGGCAAAAUUCAUAACCUUCCAACUCAGGAAUUUGUGGUGAGAAAUGACAUGGGAUGUGGUUCCACCAUAGGUCCAAUUCUGGCUUCAGGAGUUGGCAUUCGGACAGUUGAUUGUGGCAUUGCUCAACUUUCCAUGCACAGUGUGAGAGAGAUAUGUGGGAAGGAGGAUGUAGACAUUGCUUACAAGCAUUUCAAGGCAUUCUACCAAACAUUUUCAAGCAUAGACAGGAAGCUGAAUGUGGAUUUUUAAGAUCUAGGCCUACUGGAGAUUAUUUAUUUGCUCACACAGAGAGAGAGAGAGAGAGAGUUCUUCAUCAAAUAAAUCUUCAGUUCAUUAUAUUAUUUUUCAUUGCUAUGAAAGAAAUGUCAGAACUGAAACUGUAGCAAGGUACAUGAACAUAAAAAACAGGGAUGCCAUCAGUCCUUUUCUCUGUAUGGAGAUCGAGGCAACUGUAAUCAUAUGUCAAGAUUUGUUGGAACUAACUGGACCUGGGGCAGAAGUGGAGCUGAUAUUGUGGCUAGGGUUGUUGGUAUUUAUUUUUUCUUCGGAGAGUUUCUGCUUCAGUUCAGAUAACAAAGCCUGGUUCUCCUGGUUUA
Molecule: messenger RNA, 2025 nt
Organism: Juglans regia (Persian walnut)
Lineage: Eukaryota; Viridiplantae; Streptophyta; Magnoliopsida; Fagales; Juglandaceae
Product: probable aspartyl aminopeptidase
Exons: 10
Coding region: 86-1678 (530 amino acids)
Biological process (GO): proteolysis
Molecular function (GO): aminopeptidase activity; zinc ion binding
Source: RefSeq, a predicted model, not a curated record